Eruca vesicaria subsp. sativa (arugula) is the source of this 243-nucleotide messenger RNA. The record is from the annotation of a GenBank genome assembly. Lineage: Eukaryota; Viridiplantae; Streptophyta; Magnoliopsida; Brassicales; Brassicaceae.
AUGUCCGGAGAAAUAACUCCAACGGGUGGAAUUGGUCAAAUUUCCCAUGUGAUGGACAAGAUUGUGGGGGCAAGAAGGAGUCAAUUGAAGACCAUAAUAUUUCCUGAGGCUAACCGGAGAGAAUUUGAUGAGCUCCCGGAAAAUGUGAAAGAGGGUCUUGAUGUUCAAUUCGUCGAUGAAUAUGAGCAGAUAUUCGAGCUAGCAUUUAACUACAAUCUUGAAGAAGUCACAUUAAGCAUUUAA